AUGCUUCUCACGCAUAUCAAUCCUUGGUAUAGUCCCGAAUCGGAAUUCGAACCAACGCCCUUCCUCGCUCUAUUCCUCCGAGCCCCCGUAAAGCUGCUCCUCUACCAUUCGUACCACCUUCUCACGUACCUGCGCUCAACCCCGAAACCCUCACAGCAACCACCCGUUCGAGUCGUCUGUAUCUCGGACACGCACAAUCACAUACCAGAGGAUGUACCGGAAGGCGAUCUACUCAUCCAUGCCGGGGAUAUGACAAAUGAUGGAAGCGUGGCGGAGAUACAGAAACAAAUCGACUGGCUGAAUUCGCUGCCGCAUAAGGAGAUUGUCGUCAUUAGUGGAAACCAUGAUACCUUUCUGGACCCAAGGACGCGGCCUUCGCUGUCGGAGGAGCAGAGAGCUGGGAAGCUGGACUGGAAGAGAGUGCACUACUUGCAGCAUCGGCGGUUGAGUCUUACGAUCAAGGUCGAGCCUAGGGACGGUGAUCAGACAAAUGCAACGACGCCCUUGCUUGCGGCGGAACAAAACCAGAGAAGGAUACGGAUCUACGGCGCGCCGCAAAUUCCAGCAUGUGGACCUACGAACGUUCAUGCUUUUCAGUAUGAAAGAGGUCGAGACGCCUGGUCAGAAACUGUACCUGAGGAUAUCGACAUCUUGAUCACACAUACACCGCCGAAACACCAUCUGGAUUUGUCAUUACCCACAGGAAUUGGCUGUGAGCAUCUCUUUGCUGAGGUCAAACGGGUAAAGCCUACAUUGCAUGUCUUCGGUCAUGUCCAUUUGGGAGCUGGGCAGACUGUAGUUCAUUGGGAUAAAGCUCAUGAUGCCUAUGUGCGAGGACUUUCCAUAAAGUCAAAGUGGACAAGAGGCCUACUCAAUCCAAAGCUGUGGUGGAACAUUGUUAGGGUCGCAUACCGUGGGAUGAGAGAGCUGCUGUGGGAUCGCGUGUGGGGUGGACAAAGUCCAAACACAAUCAUGGUCAAUGCAGCCCAAACAAUUGGAAACACAGGGAAGUUGGGCAACCCCGUCCAAGUCGUCGACAUUUAA
Molecule: messenger RNA, 1044 nt
Organism: Alternaria atra
Lineage: Eukaryota; Fungi; Ascomycota; Dothideomycetes; Pleosporales; Pleosporaceae
Exons: 1
Coding region: 1-1044 (347 amino acids)
Molecular function (GO): hydrolase activity
Source: RefSeq, a predicted model, not a curated record